Messenger RNA from Tinamus guttatus (white-throated tinamou), 1023 nucleotides. NCBI's taxonomy places the organism in Eukaryota, Metazoa, Chordata, Aves, Tinamiformes, Tinamidae. The record is from RefSeq and is a predicted model, not a curated record.
AUGCCUUCUGAGAGGGACGUUGAGGAUACGAACAGUGUGGAGACUUCAGGAGACUUUAGGAGGGCCCGCCUGCAGGGAGAGCUGGAACAGCUGCAGGGCCUCGGACUGCAGCAGUGGGAGGAGGGCAGCGCUGACGCCCAGCAGUGGCUCUUUGCUGCCAUCCACUCGGGGCCACUCUGGGAGCCGCUGGGAGCCCUCGUACUGCUCGUGGGUCACCUCUGGCUGACCAGGAAGCAGUGCCGUGAGUCGGGGAAGUCGCCGAGCCCAAAGUGCAGCUGGGCAGAGAGGCAGCAGGAUAGGGAGGAGGAGAAGGAGGAGGACAGGGAGGACGAGGAGGAGUGGGAGAGCACCGUUGAGAGGCAGGAGACGAUGUGUCUGCAGCAGGAGCAGAUCCAGCGCCCGACGUGGAUCGUGCCCGACCCCUGCAAGGCGCUGAAGGAGCUGCUGGGCGAGCUGCUCUCCACCUGUCACAUGCUUACCUUGGGCUCCUUCUUCCCACGCCUGGGCCCGGGUAUCCACGUGGAGGGAGCCUCAGGGGAUGGAAGCUACAGCCUCCUGGUGCCGCUGCUCCCGCCACCUGGCCAUGCUUUCCAGCUGGAGACGGCCAAUGACCAUCCGUGCUCACCGUGGCAGGGCCGUGUGCGUGUGCAGCUGAAGUGCGUGUGCGCGCGGCAGCAACUCUUCGAUGACACGCGCUGCCUCCUGCACCAGCCCGCGGCACCGUCGGAUGCCUGCCACGUCCCCUGCCUCCUGUGCACCCUCUGCACCCGCUCCUUCCUGGAUGUACACAAGACGGCGCGCUGGUUCCGGCACCUGCUGCAGGCAGCCUGGCUGCUGCUGCCCACCUCGCGGAACUGCCGCCUUGUCAUGCUGUCCUGCGCGCGCACCUGCCAGCUCCGCCUGCACAGCGCCUCCGGGAGCAGCCUGCUCAUCCACAUCAUCUUUGGUGUGCGGCAAGGCAAUCUGGCCGUCUUCUGGACAGAACAUUUUUUCAGUCCUUUCCUUUACAUGGUAUCUCAAUGA